GUCCCUGCGGCGCGCGGCCGAGCGCGCUGCCCUUGCUGCAGCCAUGGCCGUCAGGCUCUUCCCCGCCGUCAAGUUUGUCAUCAAAGGAAGCCUGGCCGGAGCUGCUGUAUACGUGGCGUAUGAUCAGGGGCUGCUGGGCAGUGGCACACAAGCUGCUGAAGCCCUGAAAAAAGCUCAAGCAGCACUGCCUCCAGCUAUCCAAGAGUGGACAAGUUACAUAGGCUGGGAGCUCCCACCCACUCCAAAAUUUGACUUUUCCCCCUCUGAUUCCUGGAAUAAAGGAGUGCAGACAGUCAUGUCUGCCUUGUCUGUAGCUCCCACCAGGGCCUGUGAAUACACUGUGGAAGGCUGGAAGUAUUUGAAGGAUCUUGUCAAAUGAACAUGUUCUCCAGGGUUCAUGAUUCUCUCCAUCUUAUGUUGUCUUUGGGAUGAUGCAUAGUCCAUCCCCCUAGAGAGCAGCUCGGCCAUGCAAGGGCUACAAUAAAAGACUUUGGAACUUC
Messenger RNA from Gavia stellata (red-throated loon), 500 nucleotides. RefSeq names its product mitochondrial contact site and cristae organizing system subunit 13 (gene MICOS13). The transcript is spliced from 4 exons. Gene Ontology annotation, cellular component: mitochondrial crista junction; MICOS complex. The record is from RefSeq and is a predicted model, not a curated record. Gene Ontology annotation, biological process: cristae formation. The coding region runs from base 44 to 379 and encodes 111 amino acids. Lineage: Eukaryota; Metazoa; Chordata; Aves; Gaviiformes; Gaviidae.